AUGCCAUGCUCUUCUCAAUCCGGUAAUAAUUGGUUUAGGGCGUGUGCACAAGGAGACAUUUCGUUAGUCGAGCGGUUAAAGGCACGAAAGAAGGGCAUCUAUGAUAAUCGACCCUCGUCAGGAAACGGAUCAAUUUUUAAAGGAUUCGUGGGUCUACAUUACGCAUCAUAUUUUGAUCGUUUAGAUGUUGUUCGGAGCCUACUCGAUUUAGAAUACGACAAAGUAACUCAGUAUAGCGUUUUAAUCUAUCCACCCUCACAUUCUACUCCCAUGGAAGUGGAUACUCCUCAUGGUGUUCACUUCAGUGCAGGUGCUCCCAUCGAAAAGCAAGCAAAGACUAAGCAAAAAAGAAGCAAUCUUCAAAUUUGGUCUCACCAAUCCGCUGUAUCUCAUACUGAGAUUUUUGACACAAACACAAAUCUUCGGUCACUACGACCAUGUACUACUCUGUCGAUACAUUCCAUAAGCUGCAUGUCUUCUGAUCGCUUUGACUAUAUUAGUAGCUCCCCAAUGACGCCAAGCAGUAACAACAGUCAACCAUUUACUCUGGACAAAGGGUCUUCUGCUCUGAUGAUAGCAAUAGUACGGAGAAACUUUAAGCUGGCCAAGUACAUUAUUGAUUGGCUCAGGGAUCGGAGAAAAGACAGUAAGAAGUUGAGCUCCAUGCUAAAGCUGCAAAACGCUAGCUCAAUGUCGGCACUAAUGCUCCUCUGCACUAUGCGUGCAUCUGCUGCCGCUGCUGCAAUCUUGCAAAGUGGGGAUCUGAUGCUGUUACAUCAUGAAUUUGUGCUACUUUCUAAGGAAGGGAAAAGCUGUCUGCAUUACUGUAUAGAUAGUGGAUCAUAUCUGAUACUCGAAACGAUAUUCUUGGUUAUGUGUGACAGGCAUGCAGAGACUGAUGAAGGAUACAUGCUCAAGUAUCGGCUUGCACAGAUGCUGCUCUAUGAUAAGUCGAUACCCAAGCCCACAGUGAAGCCAGACAAGUUAGCGCGAACACCGUCGAAUAAUGCAUUUUCGAUCAAGGAUGACAGCUCUCCCACCAGAUCUUCCUUUGAGGGACACUCAUCUGAUGAUCAGAUCAUUGACCUGGGUAAUGUCUAUACUGCUUGUUAUUCUUCUAUUGGUGAAUUAACAAGCGAUCAACAACGACAACAACGCGCUCACAUAAACAUGGAGGGUAAUAAGUCACAAACAUUAUUAGACUAUGUGUUGUAUCAAACAAGCUCCCUUUCUGCAGAAGCACGGUCACGUAUAUAUGCACUAGUGUAUCACUAUUCAAAGAAAGUCUAUCUCUGGGCUGUACACGAUUAUAUUAAUAUAUGUAGAACCUAUUCGAGCAUGACGCCGGACAUUGCUUUCUUGCAGCACGUGAAGCGUUGGGUAGACUUCGAGGAGCGAUAUCCCAAGCCUCAAGUUCCCUAUUCUCCGGCAAACAAAGAUCUUGUAACAGAGCCAUGUUCUUCUCUUUCAGCUCGACAAUCUAUAAGUGUAGUGUCAAUGCACCUCUCUCCCAUACUGUCAACUGAUAUCACCGUGCGAUCAGCAUCUAAAUCAGGGUUUCACAGGCGCUGUCUUUCUUUGAGUAGUAUUGCUGCAGAACUUCCACCUUCGGGCCCUACUACUGUCUCUACUGCCACUUGUGUUGGUACCUUAUCGUCACAGAAUCGUUUACAACUUGCUUAUAUGAGUAAUCCUUUAGUCAGAUCAUCAACGGACAUCUGCAACCAAGAGGAUGAUGCUACUUUCCAUAGUCUGCCUGAGGAUGAUGUGCGCGACUCUAAACCUGCUUUGCAAGAGACCGGCUUUAAAAAGCGGAAAAACAGUGUACAGCAUCUUUUGGUCGAAGACAAUCCAGAGAGAACGGAGGAAUGUGAUAAUACUAACAGUCAACAAAUAGCGUCUAAUACGUCUAGUGACGACGCUAUUGACUCCCCUAUUACUGGUAUGAAUACUGCUAGGCGUAUAGUCUUGCUGGAUAACACUGAAACAGACAAAGCAACGUCCACUUCAGAAGCACUUCCGAUACCAUGCAAGACGCCGGAAGAGUCCAGCAAUAAGAACACAAUUACAUCAAUUACGUUACCAAGUACUAAAUUUAGUGACGAUUCAGUUACGAAGUCAUCCUCUACUCGAAGCCCAGGGUCUGUUCAGCACAAUGCAUUUCGUCAGCCUCGAGAGCUGCUGAAAUCAGCAUCAUUAGAUAAUGGCCCAGACUCUUUGUCAAGCGAUAGUUGUACAUGUUCAUGCACAACCUCAACAUCAGAUUUCAAUGGUAGCUGCAGAAGCAUUAUCCGUUUUAACGACAGCGCAAGUUUUGAAAAGGAAUCAGACAGCGAGCGGAACUCAGUCAUAAAUAUAACUUCCACACCUACUUCUGAGUAA
This is a messenger RNA of Giardia duodenalis, 2382 nucleotides long. RefSeq lists its product as uncharacterized. The record is from RefSeq and is a predicted model, not a curated record. The coding region runs from base 1 to 2382 and encodes 793 amino acids. The transcript has a single exon. Gene Ontology annotation, molecular function: protein binding. NCBI's taxonomy places the organism in Eukaryota, Fornicata, Diplomonadida, Hexamitidae.